Molecule: messenger RNA, 1438 nt
Organism: Durio zibethinus
Lineage: Eukaryota; Viridiplantae; Streptophyta; Magnoliopsida; Malvales; Malvaceae
Gene: GRF3
Product: growth-regulating factor 3
Biological process (GO): developmental process; regulation of DNA-templated transcription; DNA-templated transcription
Cellular component (GO): nucleus
Molecular function (GO): ATP binding
Source: RefSeq, a predicted model, not a curated record
AUGGACUUGCAUCUGAAGCAAUGGAGAAACCAGCAUGAGUCAGAGCAACAACCUUCUGCAAAGAUACCAAAACAUCUCGAUCCCCAUCAUCAACAACAGCAACAGCAACUCCCGCCUGGGUCUUCUUCUCUCCCUUUGUUUGUACCUGAACUCAACAGUAAAAUCUGUAGCAGCAACCUGUCAGCACUUCCAGAUUCAAAUACCCGAUUUACCGGUAUGGCAAGUUACUUCAGCUUGGCUCAGUGGCAGGAACUGGAGUUACAAGCUUUGAUCUACAGAUACAUGUUAGCUGGCGCUGCUGUUCCGCCUGAACUCCUCCAACCAAUCAAGAAAAGCCUUCCUCAUUCUCCUACAUAUUUCCUCCACUAUCCUCUUCAACAUUAUUCACAUUACCAGCCAGCCUUGUUGCAAUCAGGGUACUGGGGAAGAGCAGCAACGGAUCCAGAGCCAGGUCGGUGCCGGAGGACUGACGGAAAGAAGUGGAGGUGCUCGAGGGACGUGGUUGCUGGCCAGAAGUAUUGCGAGCGCCACGUGCACCGUGGCCGCAACCGUUCAAGAAAGCCUGUGGAAAUGCCCACAUCUAGCACCACCACCAGCAUCACGAACAAUAAUGCCACUGCUCCUUUUGGUGGUGCUUCCGGUACUGGUGUUGGUGCUAUCGGAUGUGGUUCUCUUAAAGCCAGUUCCCCAAUUACCUCCCCGCCCUUAGCAGCGGUGGCUAACGGACCCAACAAUUUUGGCCUUUCAGGGCCCUCCCCUCCCAUUGAUCUUCUUCACCUUAAUCAUAGCUCCUCAGAGUCAAAAAAUGAACAUAGAGGCCUUUUCGAAGCCCAUACUGAAGUGGAUAACAGAUCUGAUGGUCACAUAUUGAGGCACUUUUUUGAUGAUUGGCCGAGAUCCCUACAAGAAUCUGACAAUUCUGGAACAAAUGCAAGCCGGAUGAAUUCUGCAACAUGCCUCUCCAUUUCAAUACCUGGAAAUUCCUCAUCAGAUGUGUCGUUGAAGCUGUCUACGGGCAAUGGAGACCAACUGGGUAGCCGGGACAACGAAAGGGAUCAGCCACAAUUGAAUUGGGCCGCGGGGUGGGCCUCAAACCACGUAGCGUCGAUGGGAGGACCCCUUGCCGAGGCUUUAAGAUCAUCAACAUCUAAUUCAUCACCUACUAGUGUUCUGCAUCAGUUGCCCAGGGGUUCUGCAUCUGAGACAAGCUAUGUUAGCACUUGAAUUUAGUAGGUAAUGCUGUGUUAUUUGUCUUUUAACUUAACCCUUUUACGCACUCCAAACACAUUUCCAUGUGUAAAUUGCUUUCACUUUCUGUUUUUGACUUUCAUUGAACAAAAUUGACUGCAUGAUGUGUUGUAAUAUUAGAUUGCAGCAGUCGCUAUCUGUUUUAAAGAGGUUUCGUUAAAUAAGUUUGCGAGAAAGACAAGCACCCCGA